Messenger RNA from Oryza brachyantha (malo sina), 1311 nucleotides. Its product is annotated as transcription factor GTE1. Gene Ontology annotation, molecular function: protein binding. Lineage: Eukaryota; Viridiplantae; Streptophyta; Magnoliopsida; Poales; Poaceae. The transcript has 8 exons. The record is from RefSeq and is a predicted model, not a curated record. The coding region runs from base 88 to 1149 and encodes 353 amino acids.
AUAAAAUAAAGAAAGAAUAAAAAAAUAAGAAAGGAAAGGAUUUGGUCCCACGCGGCUGCCGGCGACGCGCGAGGCGGCGAGCCCUAGAUGGUGCCCGGAGGCGGAGCCCCAACGGGGAAGGCGGAGGGAGGGAGGCCUCUGCAGGCGGCGGCGGCGGCGGGGACGCCGGGGGCGGAGGUGGACGCGUUCCGGCGCCAGGUCGAGGACCUCGUCUCCAAGACCGACCAGGUAGAGAAGAGGGUGAAUGAGGUGAUGGGAUUCUUCGACGGGAAGAAACACGGCAGCGGUGGCCGGAAGGCUGGCCGCAAGGAUAGCAGCCACUCCAAAGGGAUGCCCGAUCUUAUGCGUCAGUUUGGCGUGAUUGUGCGUCAGAUCACAUCUCACGAAUGGGCCGAUCCAUUUCUGAAGCCGGUAGAUGUUGUAGGCCUUCAACUUGAUGAUUAUUACAAGAUUAUCACCAAACCUAUGGAUUUUUCGACCAUCCAAAAGAAAAUGGAAGGGAAAGAUGACACCAGAUAUAACAAUGUCCGAGAAAUAUAUUCUGAUGUCAGAUUAAUUUUUGCGAAUGCAAUGAAGUACAAUGAUGAACGGCAUGAUGUUCAUAUAAUGGCCAAAUCACUGCUUGAAAAAUUUGAAGAGAAAUGGCUCCAACUUCUUCCUAAAGUUGAAAAUGAGGAAAGGAAACAAAAAGAUGAAGAAUCCAAUGGUGUUCCGAAAACAAACAUCUCUGUAGAAGAAGCUAUCGUGCAAUUAGCAAAAGAUACUGACAAUGAGCUGAUUGAGAUCAAUAGGCAGUUGGACGAGCUCCGGCAAAUGGUUAUCCAGAGAUGCAGGAAAAUGACUACAGAAGAGAAAAGAAAACUGGGUGCAGGUCUCUGCCACCUGUGUCAGGAGGAUCUUACCAAGGCAUUGGAGAUAGUUGCACAAGACAACCCUACCUUCCAUCUCAGAGGAGAAGAAGUGAAUCUUGAUAUGGAUGCUCAGAGCGAGACCACCCUGUGGAGGUUGAAAUUCUUUGUGAGGGAAGCCUUGGAACGACAAGCUAAUGUCGCUUCUAGCAAAACCGACGAAAAUGCAAAAAGAAAGAGGGAGAUAUGCAAUGCUCUUGCCAGAACUGCUUCAAAACGAGUCAAGCAGCAACCUAAUUAGUGAUCUUAGACUAUUGUGCCUUUUGGUUCUUCAGGAUGUUUGUGAGAAAUAGCUUCGCAAAUAAACUCUUCCUUCUAUGGAGCAUGUAUAUAUAAUGCAGUGUCUGCUUACCUGUGUUGUACAAUUGUCUCAUGUUCUGGGGAAAAAAAGUCUCGUGUUUCA